AUGCGACUUGCCCCCAGCUUGAUUGCAAAACAUCCAGAUCCCGUCGUCGCAAACUCGCCAUUGGCCCUUUUGAUUACAUCUGGGGUCCUCACAAACGGCGGAUUCUUUUUCGUUAACCUCUUGAAUAUGCUCGAUCCUCGCGGGUGGAGAGUUGACCGAACACCGCCAGAAGCUUUACCUUGGGGUUGGACGGCUGUCGAUCUGUGGACGGCGCCGCACACACCCAGAGACUGCACAUGUCCGAGCGAUUCACCCACAUCUCAACCCUCUUCCCGCUCCCCUCUCAUUCCUGGUCCAGUCUUCCCAGAAUCAACCGUUUUGGGCCAAUAUUCAUUCGAGAUCUCGGCUCGGGAGCCCCCAAGCGAUCGGAUGAGAAGCCCGUCGCUCUCGAGGCUUGGACUCACACGGAUGCUCGCUCCUGUGCAUAGUCAUCCUAGUCACUUUGUUCGUUCUUCGAACCUGGUGGAAUGGACCGCUCCCGAGCUUCAAGACCAAGAUCAAGAAAUCCCAGCCCUCGAGUCCAACAUCGUUAUCCGAGAAACCAUCGAGCGCCGUAACAUCUGCCGAAUUGAUUGA
Rhizoctonia solani is the source of this 576-nucleotide messenger RNA. RefSeq lists its product as uncharacterized. The transcript has 3 exons. The coding region runs from base 1 to 576 and encodes 191 amino acids. The record is from RefSeq and is a predicted model, not a curated record. NCBI's taxonomy places the organism in Eukaryota, Fungi, Basidiomycota, Agaricomycetes, Cantharellales, Ceratobasidiaceae.